AUGUCAGAGCUAGCACUCGGCCAAACCAUCCAACUCAGCGAUGGCCGCAUUGGUGUCGUCCGCUUUGUCGGCGCCGCCCACUUCGCCCCGGGCGAAUGGGUCGGCAUCGAGCUCGAAGAGGACUCCGGGAAGAACGAUGGCAGCGUCCAGGGCGAGCGGUACUUCGACUGUGUCAUGGGUCAUGGCAUGUUCGUCCGUCCCACCACCUUGACCAUCAUGGCCCAGCCACCUCCCCCUCCAGCAGCUGCCGCAGCGAAACCCCUGGUCCGCAAACCCAGUAGACCCAGCAGACCCAGCAGCUUCGCCCCGGCCACCGGUAGGGUAACGAGUACGGGAGAUGCGAGUCUGAGCAAACGGAUGAGUCUGAAUGCCUCUAGUCCCAGCCCGGCACCGCGGGUGACUCGUCCGACCAGUAUUGGGAGGUCCCCUACAAAGUCUCCUACGAAACAACUCGGUUCGGCCAACUCCAGCAAUGUCCCGUCUCGCACCGGCACCCCUCUUAACACCCGCGGCGCCAUUACCGGUGCCACCAAGAUUCGUCCGUCUGUCGGAGGCGCCCGCACCUCCAUGGGACCUCCUCCCGUCCACACGUCCCGCGUAUCCCGACAACCAUCCAUUUCUUCCACAACAGCACGCCCCGGGUCUGGGGCUGCCGCAAGACCCUCGAGCACCCGGCUCUCUCUCGCCGGUCGUGCUGUUUCGAAAGCGGAACCGGUACGGCGGCCAUCAGUCGACUUGCAAGCUGGCAGGCGACCCGGCACGGGAACCGAUGGAGAGGGUGGUGGUGGUCCUGGUGGUGGCGCCACAUCGCCCUCUAAGGGAGCCGCUGGCAGGCCGUCGCCACCCAUCACAAGCCCCGUACAGGCGAGGACCAGAGCGUUGGAGAGUAGGACAGCAACAACAACAACUGCGGCCGCCGCUCGGACAGCCACAGUGGCAGCCACAGCCACAGCGGCGAACAACACUGCCGUCGCCCGGGAGAACGAAGAUCUCAAGGCCAAGCUGAGGGUGAUGGAGCGGAAGAGGCUGGAAGACCGCGAGAAGCUCAAGCAGCUUGAGAAAGUCCAAGAAGAGCGGGACAAGUACGAGACCAUCAUCCAGAAGCUGCAGGCCAAGUUCCAACCUCAGCAAGCCGAGAACGCGGAGCUGCGGAAACAGCUGAAAGAAGCCGAGGCCAUGUUGGAGUCCGUGGAACAACUCCAGGCCGAGCACGAGACCACCCUGGAGCUCGCCACCUUGGAUCGGGAGAUGGCCGAGGAGACGGCCGAAGUAUUAAAAGCCGAACUGGACGCACUGAAACAGAAAACCGAAGAACUCGAGCUGGAGGUCGAGAUCCUGCGCGAGGAGAAUCAGGAGUUCUCCAACGGCAUGACGCCCCAGGAGAGGUCCAGCGCCGGCUGGCUGCAGAUGGAAAAGACCAACGAGCGUCUGAGGGAAGCCCUGCUACGCCUGCGAGACUUGACACAAGCACACGAGGCCGAGCUCAGGGACCAAAUCAAGAUGCUGGAGACCGACCUGCAAGAGUACGGCGCCGUCAAGGCGCAGUUUGAGACGGCCAAGGAGAAACUCGCGCAGUCCGAGACCACGGUCGAAGACCUUCGACAACAGCUGGAUAACGCCCUGGGCGCGGAGGACAUGAUCGAGGACCUGACGGAGCGCAACAUGAGCAUGGCCGAGCAGAUUGAGGAGCUCAGGGCCGUCGUCGAGGACCUGGAGAACCUCAAGGAGAUCAACGACGAGCUCGAAAUCAACCACGUCCAGAACGAAAAAGAGCUGCAGGAGGAGAUUGACUUCAAGGACAGCGUCAUCGCCGAGCAAGCGCGCCGCGCCGCCCAGCAGGAGGAGGCCAUCGAGGAUCUGGAGUACACGCUGUCCCGCUUCCGAGAGCUGGUCACGAGCCUGCAGAGCGACCUAGAGGAUAUGCGCGCCUCCAAUGCCGUCACCGAGGCCGAGUCGGAACAGCUCGACACCAAGUCGCGUGCCAUGAUGGACCUGAACAUGAAGCUCCAGAUCUCCGCCGCCAAGACCCAGGUCAAGACCAUCGACCUGGAGCUCCGGAGACUCGACGCCCAGGAAGCCGAACAGCACCUCGAGAUUGUCAAGCUCUUCCUGCCCGAGACGUACGAGGAGGAUCGGAACUCGGUCCUCGCCCUGCUGCGCUUCAAGCGGGUGGCCUUCAAGGCCGGUCUGCUGCAGGGCUUCCUCAAGGAACGUGUCAACGCCCAGCCGCACCCGCACCCGGGCCACGAGGACGACGUCUUCUCCGGCUGCGACGCCAUCGACAAGCUCACGUGGGUGGCCGCCAUGUGCGACCGCUUCGUCAGCGCCAUCAGCCACUGCCCGCUGGAGCAGUUCCACCGCUUCCAGGGCGCGCUCUUCGAGCUCGAACCCGUCGAGCGGGCCCUCAACGGCUGGAUCGACGGCCUGCGCCGGGACGAACUCAAGGAGGAGAAGUGCGCGAGCGAGCUUCAGCGCUCCAUCGCGCUCAUGUCUCACCUCGCCGAGGUGCAUAUCCCCACCGAUGACAACCCGCGCGGCUUCGUCGACGACGUGCACAUGCGCGCCGUCGUCUUGCAGAGCCAUCUCGAGUCGGCAGCCGCCACCAUCACGACGGCCCGGGCCAUGGUGCAGAGGGUCGUGCCGUUGGCGUGGGAGAACAACGAUAGCGGAGGAGGAGAAGGAGGAGAAGGAGAAGCAGAGAGCGACGAGCUGGCCCAGCUAUUCGCCAAAAAAACCGAGUUCAUGGUCAGCCAGACCCGCGGCGCCAAAGUCAUCGCUGGCAAGGCGGUGCGUGCGCUGGAGGACCUCAAGACCCGGUCCCUGUCGCUGGUGCCGGAUCCCGGUACGCAGGAAGCCUUCGAGCAAUGCGAAGAGGCGGCCCGGGCCCUCGCUGCGCUCGCCCGCGACAUCGGGGUCGACCUGCACGCGCUUCUCCACGAGGAGGGCCGCACCGAGCCGUACACCUACGCGGAGGUCCAGGACACGAUGACGAAGACGUCGAUGGCGGCCACAUCGUCGAGCGAACCCGACAUCUUCACGGCCUUCGCAUCCAAACUCCGCGUCGUCGCCCAGAAGAUCACCGACCUGGCGGCGCUGAGCAGCGACCUCACCCAGGUACAGGAAUUCGACGUGGAACCGGCGCCCUGGAAGCUCCGAGCGGCGGAGCUCAAGGCGCUCAAGACGAUCCCCGUCGACGCCGAGGAGGAACUGCGGCGCGUCAAGGAGGAGCACAACGAAGCGCGGCGCACGAUCGCGCAGCGCGACGAGAGCCUCAGCACGGCGAUGCUCAAAAUCGAGACGCUCGAGUCGCGCAUGCGGGACGCGCACGCCAAGGCGGCGCGGAUGGAGGCGCUGGAGGCGCAGAUCGAGGCGGCGCAGCAAGGGGCGGCGGCGCUCCGGGACGACAUGGAGAAGCAGGACCGCGAGCUCAAGGCGCUCGAGGCGGAGCGCGAUGACUGGAAGAAGCUGGUGGGCGACGGCAAGGCGUUCGCGGGCGGCGCGGCGUCUUCUUCUUCUUCGGCGGGCGGCGACGCGGCGCACCAGUCGGGCCAGGCGCGGGAGCGGGCGGUGGCGACGGCGACGGCGACGGCGCGCGAGAUGGACGCGCUCAGGGCGGACGUGGCCAGCCUGCAGACGGCGGUGCGGUACCUGCGCGAGGACAACCGGCGGGCGAGGACGACGGAGCAGCGCGACUACGACUGGCUCGCCGAGCCGCUGCGCAGGGCGCCCUCGGCGGCCGAGCGGCGGCGGGCGCUGGUGGCGGCGGAGGGCCGGGACGUCCUGGGCGAGCUGGUGCGGUUUGCCACGGGGGCGAGGGUGUACGACCUCGGCGGUCUGCCGGUCGACAAGCUGGCGUGGCGGCCGGCCAGGAGCACGGCGCAGUACCAUGCGGCCAAGCAGAUGGAGGAUCUGGCGGCGUGGAAGGGAUGGAGGGAUUCGGUGGCGGACAAGUCGGAAGUGGUGCUGGGCCGGAAGAAGGGCGGCGGCGCUGCCGGCGGUCUCGGUGGCGAUGCCAGGAAGAGGGCCGAGACCCUGCGGCGCAACGCGGCGGCUGCGAGGUUGCAGGUUCGACUUCCCGGGUCGGAUGGCAAGAUGAUGCCUGGCAGUGGACGACAUGUUCAGAUUGUGGGGUCUCAGGAGUGGGAGGGAUUGCAAGGCCGGUUGGCGGCUGUAUGA
This is a messenger RNA of Sodiomyces alkalinus F11, 4176 nucleotides long. Its product is annotated as dynactin. Lineage: Eukaryota; Fungi; Ascomycota; Sordariomycetes; Glomerellales; Plectosphaerellaceae. Gene Ontology annotation, biological process: establishment of mitotic spindle orientation; nuclear migration involved in conjugation with cellular fusion. The coding region runs from base 1 to 4176 and encodes 1391 amino acids. The record is from RefSeq and is a predicted model, not a curated record. Gene Ontology annotation, cellular component: cell tip; microtubule associated complex; spindle. The transcript is spliced from 3 exons.